AGGUCUUGUCCCACUCCCAUCCCAUUCCAACUCCCCUCGUCUCGUCACCUACUCACCUCGUUCCCGACCACGCCAGCCAUGGACGCCCUGACGCGCCUCCACCGCUCCCUCGUCGGCGGCGACGACGACGAGGAUCCGCCGGAGGACUCCAUCCUUGCUGACACCGAGGGCCUCUGCUCCCUCUCCCCUCUCCAGAGGAUCUACGCCUUCGCGGCAUGCUUGGUGGCCGGACUCGCCCUCAUGAUCUUGUCUUUUAUUGUCUUCGUGAGACCUAUCAAGUUUGCAGUCAUGUUUACGUUUGGAAACAUAUUGGCAGUUGGGAGCCUUUGUUAUGGGGCCACAAAAACAGAUAAGGAUGAUGUUUGAUCCAGUUCGUCUGUAUGCGACAGCUAUUUAUGUUGGAUGUGUUGUUUUGGCUCUAAUCUUUGCUCUUUGGAUUCAUGACAAGCUGCUAACGCUGAUUGCAAUCAUAUGUGAGAUCUGUGCCCUAUUUUGGUACAGUUUGAGCUACAUUCCAUUCGCGCGAAGGAUGGUUUCUGACCUGAUGGUGAAGUUAUGUGACACUGAACUUUGAGCUGCUGCGGGUAACAUAGCACUCUUCGGGGUCUGUGAAAUCAGGGAAUAGAAUGGGUGCUUGGUCCUUUGCCCAUUUCCUUUGGGUUUAACAUUGUUUCGUAAACUACGAGCUAGCAUGGUACUUAUUUUGUGUAAAAAUGAAUGCCACAAUGCAGUAUUUUGUAAAGCUUUUACUGCAUGCUUAAAACAGAGAUUUCUGGUCUUGUCUAGAGAAUAAUUUUAGAAAAAAAUAAAACUAGUUUCAUAUUUUUUGGAGCUAAA
Molecule: messenger RNA, 837 nt
Organism: Sorghum bicolor (sorghum)
Lineage: Eukaryota; Viridiplantae; Streptophyta; Magnoliopsida; Poales; Poaceae
Product: vesicle transport protein SFT2B
Exons: 6
Coding region: 79-366 (95 amino acids)
Biological process (GO): vesicle-mediated transport
Cellular component (GO): membrane
Source: RefSeq, a predicted model, not a curated record